AUGAAAGAGCCAAAAUUAACUCACCCAGAUGAUACAUUGCUAAGAGAUGACACUGUGGAUCAACCAGCCAACAUUGUUGCUGCCAUUGAUAGUCAAACAGCCAAACAAGACAACAAGAACAAGAAGAAGGAGACAGUAUCCAUCUUUCGGCUUUUCCAGUUUGCCACAAAACGAGAUUUGCUGUUGAUUAGCAUUGCUGGUUUUUGCUCAUGCACCACUGGCGCUGUUCAGCCCAUCUCCAUUCUAUUUUUCGGCAACGUGCUCAAAAAAUUGGGUGAAGCCAUUGUCGAAAAAAGUGACCUCAUGGAUGCUACGAUGCCCAUCAUCAAAUUAUAUGUGUAUCUAGGCACAGGUGUCAUGACAGCUGCUUACAUUUCCAACUGUCUGUGGGUCUUGACAGGAGAAAAUCAAACCAGACGUAUUCGCCAAUUAUACGUGCACUCUAUUCUACGUCAAGACAUGAGCUGGUUUGAUAAAUCAGAAGAAGGGUCCCUUACAACAAGACUGUCUGCCGAUGUGCAGUUGAUUCAAGACGGUAUCUCUGAAAAGUUUGGCCAAUUUCUCAUGUGCUUUGCGCAGUUCAUUGCUGGUUGCUCAGUGGCGUUUAGUAAAGGAUGGCGUCUGUCCAUUGUGAUGAUUGCAGUGACUCCUGCUAUUGCAUGCACGGGUGGUGUGAUGGGUAUUUUAGUUACAAAGUACACGGUGGAGACACAAGAUGCUUAUGCUGAUGCCGGCUCCAUCUCUGAGCAGGUCUUUGCUGGUAUUCGCACCGUUUACUCAUUCUCACUGCAGAACCGCUUUGCUAAACGCUAUGAAGAGAAACUCGAUAAAGCAAUGAGAGCCGGUAUCAAGCGUGGCAUUAUUCUCGGAACAGGGCUCGGUAUAUUCAUGUUUUGUCUGUUCGCCAUGUACGGUUUAUCCUUUUGGUAUGGUUCUCGUCUUGUGCACGAUCAUGUCAUGGAUGGAUCCACAGUGUUGGUGGUCUUUUUGUCCAUGAUGAUGGGUGAGUUCUCGCUGCUACAGUUGCCUACGAAUCUUGCUGCUGUUUCUUCGGCUUCUGCUGCUGCUUACAAGAUCUUUGAAACCAUCAAGCGUGUGCCUGAUAUCGAUACAAGCUCUCCAGAUGGUGUGAUCCCCAACAAGGUGCUUGGUGAAUUGGAAUUCAAGCAUGUCAAAUUCAGAUACCCUACAAGGCCUGAUACUAUCAUUCUAAAAGACCUCAGCCUCAAAAUCAAACCUGGUAUGACCGUCGCAUUUGUUGGAGCGUCAGGGUCUGGCAAGUCUACCAGUAUACAGCUUUUGCAGCGAUUCUAUGAUCCUGUGUCUGGUUCGGUGAGCUUGGAUGGCAGGAAUCUAAAGCAACUCAAUGUCCAAUGGCUUCGGCAGCAGAUUGGUGUUGUAAGUCAGGAGCCUGUCUUGUUUAACACUAGUAUUCGUCAGAAUUUGAUGAUGGGAAGUGGUAAUCGCAAUAUUGGUAUGGAAGAGAUCACCGCUGCGUGCAAGAAGGCCAAUUGUCACAGCUUCAUCAAGCAAUUGCCCAAAGGAUACGAUACACUCGUUGGCGAGCAUGGUGGUAUGCUCUCUGGUGGACAAAAGCAAAGAAUUGCCAUUGCCCGUGCCAUCCUUAAGAACCCUGCUAUUCUACUGCUAGAUGAGGCCACCUCUGCGCUAGAUACGCAGUCCGAGAGACUGGUGCAAAGAGCAUUGGAUGAAGCAGCAGCAGAUCGUACCACAAUUGUCGUUGCUCAUCGUCUUUCAACUGUGCGUAAUGCUGAUCUGAUUGUAGUGAUGCAGCAGGGUGAUCUGAUUGAACAAGGUACACACAACGAACUGAUUGCAAAGGGUGGAGUCUACUCUGAACUGGUGAAAAAGCAGCAGAUUCAAACCUCAUCCAGCACUCACAAUCGCAAGACCAAACAGGAGGAAGACGAGGAAGACGAAAUCCUAUUGCGCAACGAAGCCAUUGAAGUCAACAGAAAGAGCUGCAUUGAACUGAACCGUAUAUCCAACCACUCGUCCAUCGUCAGUGUGCCAGCCGCUAGAAAGAGUCGAUUCUCUCUGCUCGAUGGAUUUGAAGAAAAGCUGCGUCGUGAAAAGAAGCUCAAGAAAAGCACCAAAAAGAUGAAGGCACCUGUAUGGAAGGUAUUCAUGCAAAUGCGUCCGCAGUGGGGCUGGUGUGUGCUUGGUUCGGUUGGUGCUUGUAUUGCUGGCACCGUGUUUCCUCUGUAUGCUCUCUUCUUUGCCAAAGUGAUUACCAUGCUAAAUGAAAACGACGACAAGGAUUAUGGACCGAUGGAAGGACCCAACGUGUAUUCGUUCCUGUUUGUCGUUUUGGGCAUGUUUGCUUUUCUAGGCUUUGCUAUGCAAACAGUGUCUUUUGAAAUUGCCGGUGCCAAGUACACCAAAGCAUUGAGAAGUAUGCUGUUUGUCGCCUUUAUGAAGCAGGAGAUUGGGUACUUUGACCGCGAUGAGAACAAUGUGGGCUCGCUUACUUCCAAGUUGGCUGUGGAUGCCAAGAAUGUCAAUGAAAUGAUUACGCGUGCGUGGCCUGAUGUUGUCCAGAUUGCGUUUACGUCAGCCAUUGGCUUGACAAUCGCUUUUAUGCACAGUUGGAAACUCACGUUGAUCGUCAUGUGCAUGACACCGCUGAUUGUGGGUGCAGCUGGCUGGAAUUCCAAGGUGCAAGAAGGGUUUGAAGGAAGUACAAAAGAGGCCAACGAGCAGUCUGCAGAAGUCGCAAGUGAAGCCAUCAAGGAGAUCCGUACAGUGACAGCUCUCAACAAGCAAAGCUACUUUGAAGAACGGUACUACAAUGCCACUGAAAGACCGCAUCGUUUAGCACAGCGUAAAGCGUACACAUCUUCCAUCGGGUUUGCAUUGUUGCAAGGCACAUCUCUCUAUACCAACGCAGUGGCCUUCUAUGCGGGCUCAAAGCUGAUUACACAGGGCAACUUGGAUCUCGGUGACAUGGUGAUUACCAUGAUGUCUAUCAUGAUCAUGGCGGAUGGCAUAGGAAGAAGUAGCAUCUUUGUCUCUACCUUUGCCAAGGCUAAAAUUGCUGCCAUCACAACAUUUGAGGUGCUCAACCGCCAGCCAGCCAUUGAUCCUGAACUGGAAGGCAUUGAACCCGAGGGAGAAGACAUUGAUGGAGACAUUGAUUUCAGUAGCAUUGCAUUCAGAUACCCAGCAAGACCUAAUAUCCCUAUCUUUGAUGGCGAGUUCAACUUGAAAGGAAAGCAAGGACAGACAAUUGCGUUGGUCGGCCCCUCAGGUUGUGGUAAAUCCACCACCAUUGGUAUGCUUCAGCGAUGGUAUGAUCCUCUGAGUGGUACUGUGCGUGUAGAUAAUCAUAAUGUGACAUCGUUUUCUCUUAAAAACCUUAGAAGCCAUAUGGCAUUAGUGGGCCAAGAACCAACUCUGUUUGAUGUCUCGAUUGAAGACAAUGUUCGCUUUGGUGUGGAUGACUCCAAAUCUGUAACACAAGAGCAAGUGCAUGAAGCUUGUAAAGCGGCCAAUAUCCAUGAUUUCAUUACUAAAUUGCCUAACGGAUACCAAACAUCAGUGGGAGACAAAGGGUCGCAAUUAUCAGGAGGCCAAAAGCAGCGCAUUGCCAUUGCUCGUGCUCUGAUCCGCAAGCCUAGAAUAUUACUGCUAGAUGAGGCAACCAGUGCAUUGGACAGUGAAAGUGAAAAACUGGUUCAAAAGGCCUUGGAUAACAUCAUACAGGAGGGAGGACGUACCACCAUCACCAUUGCCCAUCGUCUCUCUACCAUUACAAAUGCUGAUAUGAUCUGUGUCAUCAAAGACGGUAAAGUCAUUGAACAAGGAAAUCAUUGGCAGCUGCUGAAGCUAGAUGGUGUCUAUAAGAGUCUGGUGCAGCAGCAAUCAUUGAGCUCAAACUCUGGAUGA
Mucor velutinosus is the source of this 3909-nucleotide messenger RNA. RefSeq lists its product as uncharacterized. Gene Ontology annotation, cellular component: membrane. The record is from RefSeq and is a predicted model, not a curated record. Gene Ontology annotation, molecular function: ABC-type transporter activity; ATP binding; ATP hydrolysis activity. The coding region runs from base 1 to 3909 and encodes 1302 amino acids. Lineage: Eukaryota; Fungi; Mucoromycota; Mucoromycetes; Mucorales; Mucoraceae. Gene Ontology annotation, biological process: transmembrane transport. The transcript is spliced from 6 exons.